CCUAUAUACGUAGUUGGGAAAUGAUCGAUUCUAUAACCUUAUCGAUGCGGAAUACAACUCGAACGUUGUAUUUAUGUUUUCACGGACAAAUAUAAAUAAGAAAUAACCAUUGUGCCAGAAUUAUUACGUUUCUCAUAAAUUCUGUAGAAUGGCCGAAUUGAUACAAGGAACAUGUUUAUUAAUGUGUCCAGGAAAAGAACGACGAAUAUGAACAGUGAAUGAAAUUCAUUAAUUUUUAUCGAAUGUUGCUUAUAUUUUAUUACACGUACAUGCUCGCAUAAAAGAAACUUAAAAUAAACUGUUCUAACGUAGUAACAGUUUCGAAAGCGAAUGUAGCAACAUAAUAUUUGUAGUAGAGAAGAAAAAGGUUUAUUGCAUAAAUUCGAGAUCGACGAAAAUGCGAAAGGAGGAAGAAAACCAAAAGCGGAUCCAAAAAAAACUAUCAAAUGUUAUACCCGGUCAGCAGCAGGAUUAAUUAUGACCGAUCCGAAUGUUCUGCGACCCGCAUCGGUAUUACUAUCGACGGUCAAAUAUUUGUUUACCAAGAUAGCUACGAGGAGAGACGUCGAUUGGGUCGUUGCUUACGAUUUUAUCUUCGAUCGCUUGCGAAGCGUUAGACAAGACGUUACGAUACAAAGAAUCGACGAAUCUUCUACAGGUAUCAAACUGUACGAGUCGAUGGUUCGAUUUUUAGUUUACUCCGCACAGAGACUAUGCGAAGAGAAUUCGUGCAAAUACGAUAGGCACACGAACCAAUUAUACCUCGCCGAAUGCGUUACGCACUUACUUAAGCUGUACGACACCAAUCCAAUCAACAAGGAUUGUUUGGCGAUCGACAAACGUUUAAAAAAUUUAACGUUGAACAACGAUCGCGAACGAAUGGAAGCGUUAUACAUUCUUCUAAAUAUGGGUAAUAGCGAAUCGUUAAACAGGGCAUUGAACCUUCCACUUUACUUAAGAAAAUCUUCGGACGUAGAAUUAUCAACGAAUAUAUCGUUAGCCUGUUACUCGAAUAAUUACGUGCGCGUGUUCGCUUUGGUCGAACGACUUCGAGAUCCGAUACUGGUCUGUGCAGCUAUGACGAACGCACCAAAAUUAAGAAGAAAAGCAAUAGAAAUCAUGAGCACGGGAUACAGUUGUAAAUUGUCUACAUUCCCAGCGUAUAAAUUGCUAGAGCUUUUAUCGUACAAAAGUAUAAGUAAGGUUCAAGAAGAUUGCAAACUGUUCGGUCUCGUUUGCAUCGAUGAAAACAUUUCAUUUCAUAAAACGAAUUUCAAACACGACGUACAACUGGUAAAGAUUAUCGCGCUACGAGAAAAAAAAUAUUUUGUUCUCGACGAAUUAUUUCAUAAAUAUAAUAAACGAUCGUUUUAGGCCAAUUUCGAAGCGUACUACACGCCUCAGACUGUACAUAAUUUUCUACCGCAUAUUUUACUUGGACCUGUUUAACGAUACGGGAAACACAACGAUAUACAAGAAGAGAAUAUAAGAAAUUCUAUCGGCACGUUUUUCAGCAAUUUGUUUAUUUCCUAUGAUGACCAUAAGAAAAAGAAAAAGAGAUGAAAAAUGUUUAAUCGAUAUAAAUAAAGUUACGUUCGCACGCUUUGUAUUA
This is a messenger RNA of Megachile rotundata (alfalfa leafcutting bee), 1612 nucleotides long. Its product is annotated as SAC3 domain-containing protein 1. Lineage: Eukaryota; Metazoa; Arthropoda; Insecta; Hymenoptera; Megachilidae. Gene Ontology annotation, biological process: centrosome duplication; spindle assembly. The record is from RefSeq and is a predicted model, not a curated record. Gene Ontology annotation, cellular component: nucleus; spindle; centrosome.